Molecule: messenger RNA, 176 nt
Organism: Paramecium sonneborni
Lineage: Eukaryota; Ciliophora; Oligohymenophorea; Peniculida; Parameciidae
Source: the annotation of a GenBank genome assembly
AGCAACAAUGAAUUUAAAUUUGGAAUAGAUGAGUUUCAAAACGAAACGAUGCAAUAUGAAUUCAUAGAAAUAAAGACAAUCUGCUAUUGAAAGUAGAGAGAUAAAGAGAGAAAGGAUAAUACAAUUUAAAAAGAAACAGAUAAAUUGAAGAAAUAUAUAAAUUUGACAAAACCAAA